UUAUUUACCACUUAUCUUCUCAUCUCUUCUUCUCAAAAACACGGAAGAAAAAGAAGACUAGAACCUGAAAAAUGGUCCUUCAAGCACCCACCAGGCUAAGUGCCACGCAAUCCCCACCACUACAGGCACCUUCUGUUUUAUCUCCAACAAGCAAUGCCGGCCUCCGACGUUCGCCUGAUCGUUUUGCUUUGAAAUCAUGUUUCUAUUCUCCAUCUCUUCAUCUCUUGCUGUCGCCUAAUUAUGUCCAUCUUCUUGCUUCUGCGGCUCCAAGAUAUUCCAUGCGAGUCGCCUCUAAGCAGGCUUACAUAUGUCGUGAUUGUGGGUAUAUCUACAAUGACAGAACUCCCUUCGAGAAAUUAGCUGAUAGUUACUUCUGUCCUGUUUGUGCAGCUCCUAAAAGGAGAUUUAAGCCAUAUGCCCCUGCAGUGACUAGAAAUGCAAAUGACCAAGAUGUUCGUAAGGCAAGAAAAGCUCAAAUCCAGAGAGAUGAAGCAAUUGGACGGGCAUUACCUGUAGCCAUAGCAGUCGGAGUUGCGGCACUUGCUGGUUUAUACUUUUACCUGAACAGCACUUUCCAGGGUUAAUGGUAUCGAGUGAACAAUUCCUGUCCAAACCCAAGCUUGUAUAUGUUUGCAGUGUAAUUUUUUUGCCAACACACCAGGGAGAGUUGAAACUGCCAUUUCUUCAUCAUUGAAAAUGAAUCUCUCAAACCAUUAAAUAUAGCCUUUCUUUAAUGUUUAUA
Mangifera indica (mango) is the source of this 742-nucleotide messenger RNA. RefSeq lists its product as uncharacterized. The transcript has 4 exons. Gene Ontology annotation, molecular function: iron ion binding. NCBI's taxonomy places the organism in Eukaryota, Viridiplantae, Streptophyta, Magnoliopsida, Sapindales, Anacardiaceae. The record is from RefSeq and is a predicted model, not a curated record. Bases 72 to 584 code for a protein of 170 amino acids.